This is a messenger RNA of Cetraspora pellucida, 146 nucleotides long. Lineage: Eukaryota; Fungi; Glomeromycota; Glomeromycetes; Diversisporales; Gigasporaceae. The record is from the annotation of a GenBank genome assembly.
ACAAGUCAGAUAAUUCUGAUUCUAAUAUUUCAGAUUCUAAUGAAAUAAAAUUAACAAAAAAUGAAAAAUUCUGGUGGUAUCGAGAUAAUAAAAAUAUGAACUACAGAAGACCUUUAAUGUAUCCUGAUGAUAAUGGACACAACUGA